Penaeus monodon (black tiger shrimp) is the source of this 1206-nucleotide messenger RNA. RefSeq names its product early nodulin-75-like. NCBI's taxonomy places the organism in Eukaryota, Metazoa, Arthropoda, Malacostraca, Decapoda, Penaeidae. The transcript has 5 exons. The record is from RefSeq and is a predicted model, not a curated record. Bases 1 to 1206 code for a protein of 401 amino acids.
AUGAUGCAAAUCUCCGUGAAAACUCUCAUGAACAAUGAAUACACCCAUUUCGUGUCCCUGUGCCUGGUGGUGGCCCUGCUGAGGGGAAAUGCGUUGAAAAAAUACGUGUACCCCUUUGGGACCAGACUCCCUUCUAAGGGCCUGCCAACACGUUCUAUCAACCCAAACCACAACCGCCUAUUCACAAGCACCACCCACAACGAUCUACAACCGCCCACAAUCCGCUCGCUAUCCACACCACCACCAGCCACAACCCGCCCACCAUCCUCACCACCACCGCCCACAACCCGCCCACCAUCCACACCACCAACACCCACCAUCCUCAUCGCCACCACCCACAACCAGCCCACCAUCCUCAUCGCCACCUCCCACAACCCGCCCACCACCUUCACCAAACACCCACAACCCGCCCACCAUCCACACCACCGCCCACCAUCGUUUCCACCGCCCACCACCGCCCACCAUCCACACCACCGCCCACCAUCCACACCACCGCCCACCAUCCACACCACCGCCCACCAUCCACACCACCAAUCACCAUCCACACCACCGCCCACCAUCCACACCACCGCCCACCAUCCACACCACCGCCCACCAUCCACACCACCGCCCACCAUCCACACCACCAAUCACCAUCCACACCACCGCCCACCAUCCACACCACCAAUCACCAUCCACACCACCGCCCACCAUCCACACCACCGCACCACCACCCACACCACCGCCACCAUCCACACCACCAAUCACCAUCCACACCACCGCCCACCAUCCACACCACCAAUCACCAUCCACACCACCGCCCACCAUCCACACCACCGCCCACCAUCCACACCACCGCCCACCAUCCACACCACCAAUCACCAUCCACACCACCGCCCACCAUCCACACCACCGCCCACCAUCCACACCACCGCCCACCAACCUCCCGCCACCACAGCUCAUCGGUACCACCUGAGGUCGCUCCUGGUUAUAUCUUCCUCUCAGGCACGCAGCCACAUUUUUCCCUCAAAUCGGCCCCGAUGCUCACUGCAAGCAUAUUUUGCCAGUCCCGCUCUCAUCAUCUCGCUCCUCGCUGUGUCAACGCUGCAGUGCCCGCUCGUGGAGGCAGAUACAAACGCGUCACAGUUUGCGGCAGUGAUGGAGCUCUCACUUGGCAGACCUCAAGGGCCAUAUGCGGCAUUCCCUAAUGAUUUUGGCUACAAUUAA